Phycodurus eques (leafy seadragon) is the source of this 5022-nucleotide messenger RNA. RefSeq names its product phospholipid phosphatase related 3b (gene plppr3b). Lineage: Eukaryota; Metazoa; Chordata; Actinopteri; Syngnathiformes; Syngnathidae. The transcript has 8 exons. The record is from RefSeq and is a predicted model, not a curated record. Gene Ontology annotation, molecular function: phosphatidate phosphatase activity. Bases 93 to 2204 code for a protein of 703 amino acids. Gene Ontology annotation, biological process: signal transduction; phospholipid metabolic process; phospholipid dephosphorylation.
UUGUGGGUGUACCCCGCCUCUCGCCCAGAGUCAGCUGGGAUAGGCUCCAGCCCGGCCGCCAGCGACCCACGUGAGGAGAAGCAGUUGAGAAAAUGGAUGGAUUUCUUGCCCCCACGUCUGCUUGGAUGAUGAUGAGUUCGCCGUCAGACAAGAUGAAAAAAAAAUGGUCCAAGGACAGUCUCACUCUGUUGCCAUGUUUCUACUUUGUCGAGCUUCCCAUCGUGGCGUCGUCCAUGGUGUCGCUGUACUUCCUGGAGUUGACGGACGUGGUGAGGCCUCCGCGAGUGGGCUUUCGCUGUCACGACCGCGAUCUCAGCAAACCCUACGUGGACGGAGGGGACGAAAUGAUUCCGCUGCUCAUGCUGCUCAGCCUCGCGUUCGCCGGCCCGGCCGCCUCGAUCAUGUCGGUGGAAGCUUUCCUUUACUUCCUGCAGUCCCGAACCAAAGGACGGCGAGCGGAAGGCAGCAUCAACGCGGGAGGCUGCAACUUCAACUCCUUCUUGAGGAGGACCGUCCGCUUUGUGGGCGUGCACGUGUUCGGUCUCUGUGCGACGGCGCUGGUCACUGACGUCAUCCAGCUGUCGACGGGUUACCACGCGCCGUUCUUCCUCACCGUGUGUAAGCCCGACUACAGCCACGUCUCCUGCGACACCGACGCCUACGUCACCAAAGACAUCUGCUCCGGACACGACCGGCACGCGAUCGCGGCCGCCAGGAAAACCUUCCCGUCGCAGCAUGCGACUCUGUCUGCUUUUGCCGCGGUCUACGUUUCCAUGUAUUUCAAUUCCACCAUCUCAGACAGCACCAAGCUGCUGAAGCCCGUCUUGGUGUUCUUGUUCGCCAUAGCCGCCGCGCUGACCGGCCUGACUCAGAUCACGCAGCAUCGCAGCCACCCCGUCGACAUUUACGUGGGCUUCCUGAUCGGAGCCUUCAUCGCCACCUACCUGGCUUUUCACGCAGUGGCCAACUUCAAGUCUUCUGACAUCACUCUAGCCCCGCCUCUUCCGCCCACCCUGGACGACCCUUUGCGAGCACUGACCGAGCGAGGGCACGAGUCGGUCUAUAACAAAGGCCCCGCCUCUGCCUCUGAGAGCAAUGAUGAGAUAGUGGCGACCCCGGGACCCCUGGAGCGCUUGGACGGCAUGGGGCCCCUUCAGAGGGAGGUCGCGUCCAUGGGGAGCCUGAAGAGGGCCAGCGUAGAUGUUGAGCUGAUGGUGCCGCGGAGUCCCAUGGCCAAGGAGACGAUGCUGACCUUCAGCAAUACUUUGCCACGGACCAGCAUCAAUGUCAGUGACGGAACGCCGGGUCCGGUCCAGCCUGUCCAGCGGCGUCUGAAGACGGCCCACGUCCCGACGGACUCAUCGCACCGUCUGUUGUCAGAAUGGAAGCAGAAGUCUGUGGAAAUGCGGGCCCAGAGCGCAGUGGGCGAGAACAGCGACGACAGCUCAGAGGCGGCUAGGGACGACCGAAGCUCACCUGCCCUCGUCUGCCAAGUGUGGUCUGGCAAGCCCGCUUCCAAUCGUAACCCGACUCCUCCUCCGGGAGGUGCCAAAGCCGUGGUGACGCCUAGACCGCCUCAGAUCCCUGAAGCGGGACCACCUCCUGUUUCACCGAAGAGCACCUUGGCCCGUGCCAAGUGGUUGGCCAUUCGAGAGAAGACCAGCGCGGAAGUGUCGGGUCGUGUCGCGGCCAACCAGCCGCGACUGGUUCAGGUGGUCGCCGUGUCCAAGCAGCAAGGCCUCCUGGCGUCCCUGUCCUCGGGUGAAAAAUCGUCAGAAAGCGCCUCCACCUGUUCCGGAAGCUCCUCUCUGCGCUACCGGCCGGGCAGCGAGAAGCAGCGUGACGCGAUCCUCACCGUGGACGCCCACGCCUCUCACCAUCCUCUGGCCCAAACCCCCCUGAGUCCCUGGGAGUUGGCCGGGGCCGACCCCCGUGACGCGUAUGACUUGAACAGCCACCAGCGAGGAGAUUCUGCCGCCUGCGGCAGCAGUUUCCGGCCACGGCGUUCCGCCGGUGGCGCUUCUGAACCGGCGCACCCGAUGCACCCGCCGCCUCAGAUGCAAUUCGAGGUGCUGACGGACACGCAGCGCAAGGAAAUGGCAACGAGACGCAAGACGGCCCUGGUUCUUCUGGAGCGAGAUGCUCACCUGACUAGUGAGGAGAAUCACUUCAACAGUUUCCAAGGUCGCAGAAUGAAGGAUUAGUCCAGUGACUUAUUUUGAAAAAGCCUCCAAUUUGGAGACAGGCGCGCCUGUAAUUGUAAUGCAGUCGCAACAAUUCAUCAGUUGAUUCUUAUUCGUCACUUUGUUGAGCAGUGGGUGGGGCUGGUGAAGACGCUGAUUCAUGGUGCUAACCAUAGACAUCCAUGCGUAGACGCAAUAUUGAGUGCUGAAUCACGGCGACAUCGCCGCCAUAUUGGAUGUGGAAAAGUGGAGCGAUCGCAGAUAAGAUGAGAACAGUCGUCGUUCAUGUCGCAACCGUUUUACACUCAAAGCCAGAUCUCAUGUUACUAAGACUGAACCAUGACUUUUAACGACAAUGAUGAUUUAUAAUACAUCAAAUUGAUUUAGUGCUUUUCUAAACACUCAAAUAUGCUUUACAUACAAAGUAGAUGACAAUAACAGGAAGGGGGCGGCUGACCGUGUAUUUUGCUGUCAUUUUGAUAACACAAUCAGCUGAUUUUGCAGCUCAUGCUCUGGACGGACAAUGAAGACAAAGUUUCUCUCGUCGUUGUCAACAUUACUAGUUAUCUCGAUUAUCAAUCACUGAAUAUAAAAACAAUCUAUCAAAAUCUGGUAAAUAUAAACAUUUGUUCUUUAUUCAGAAACAUCUACAAUUCAGGAUCUAGUUACUUAUAUUUCACUGUAUCAUUACAGUAACUACAGUGUUACAUAAAUGAGUAGAGUACUUAUUGGUGGUUAACUAUACCCUAAACAUUUCUAAUCAUCAGAUUAAAAGAGUAUGAAUGAGAGGCACUUUUUCAGUUGUUGCUUUCUGAAGUUCAGUCCAUGGACGUGCAUGAGUGAACGGGCCCAUCUGCCACAUCCACUACGGCGGUGGCGCCGACAUAUCGCGCAACUGCCCCGCCCACCUCAUGAGGCGUCUAUGUAUACGUGUCUAUGCUCAGUUGCUAUGGUGAUGCUAAGCAUGAGUGUGUGUGCGCUGUUGUCCGAUUGGUGGAGGUAAAUCAUUGUUUGUGUGACAAAUUUGUUGCCAUAAUGAGACAAAAGAAAACAAAAUGAAUGUCAGGAAGGGGCGGAGCUACAGUGGGCGAGGAGGCAAAUACAGGAAGUAGCGCAUCAAAAAGAAUUCCGAACUUUAGCCAGUUAGCGUCACUCAGUGGCUAACCAAUGAUGUUGCCUCAGCUACGAACCAUUUGGAGCCCUUCGCCAAAUCAAAGAUUAGCAAUAGCUGCAUGAUGACGCGAGAACACAACAAACUUCCAUCCGUUGUAUUUUCCACAGCGCCUCUUUUAGCUCACAAGGUCAGCUGGAGCCUAUGCCGGCUGACUUCGUGCGAGAAGCUGGGUACACCCCGGACUGGUCGCCAGUCACUAUCAGGGUGCGUAUAGACAAACAAUGAACGGGUCGAUACGCUGCAAAAAAAGCUAAAUCUUACCUAGUGAAUUUAUCUUAUUCCUACUGAAGACAUCUGACUGUGACUGGUUAGCACAUGUGCCCUACAGUUCUGAGGUUGUGGGUUCAAAUCCCGGCCCCGCCUCUGUGGAGUUUGCAUGUUCUCCCCGUGCCUGCGUGGCUUUUCUCCGGGCACUCCGGUUUCCUCCCACAUUCCAAAAACAUGCAGGGUAGGUUGAUUGAAGACUCUAAAUUGCUCGUAGGUGCGAAUGUGAGUGCGAAUGGUUGUUUGUUUCUGUGUGCCCUGCGAUUGGCUGGUGACCAGUUCAGGGUGUACCCCGCCUCUCGCCCGAAGAUAGCUGGGAUAGGUGCCAGCACGUGGAGAAGCGGUACAGAAAAUGCAUCGAUGGAUGGACAUCUGACUGUACCUAUUUUAAAUCUUCAAAACAAAAAGACUUGUUUUAAGAUACAAGAUGUUGUUUUAAGAAUGUUGCCAAAACAAUUCAUACUUGUUCCUUUGGCAGAUUUUGUCUCUUAUUUUGGGGACAAACUGUCUUGUUUUCAAGGUUUUUACUUGUUUGGAGGAGGUCAUUUUUUUUCCGGUGUAGGGGUUGCACAACUUUUUUUUUUUAAUCCACACUAAUCGCUGAUGACAUGACUGAUACCUUUUCUGUACAGUACUAUUAUUUGCCAAAAUCAAAGGAGGAGGGAAUGCUUUGAAAUAAUCAAUAUUCCUCCACAAUGGACAGCUCAUCGGUUCAAUUUACGCAGAACUAACACAUCAGAACCAAGAGCGUGGACGGGCAGAAAAAAAUCCUCUCGCUCUGCCCAACGGAGAAACCCAAAUCUCGUUCUGGACCCACCACGGUAGUGCCUUCUGCGUGGUGGAAAUUUGCAGCAAAUCGUCACCGAGACCCUCCAAGCGUGCCGGAACGAUUGCCCGCUCUCCUUCCACUUUGAUAGCGUGAGCCGAAAAAAUGGUUCCAAGUCCUCCUGGAAUCGAGCUGUCUUUCUCCCUCGCUUAGCUACGCAGCCAAUUGGAAUAAGUUGAGGAGACGGACGCCUUUCGUUCAGCACACUCGUCUCUUGCUGCCAGCCUCUCAAGGCAAACGCACGAUUAGAGACGAGUUGACGUCUUGCUCUCAAUGUCUUUGCAGAGUGCGACAACCCCUCCCUCCUGGUCAGGGCCCAAGAAGUCACACCUGUGGACAAUUUAUUCUUCGAUGAACCCAACAUGGCAGUUUUUGGAAUGCGUGAGGAAAAAGCCACUUGAGUUGGUGAAGAAUAUGCUCAAAACACGCUAACUAGACACCGGAAGGCCUAAGCGCAGAACAGAAACCUCAAGCGCUGAGCUGGGAGGCAGAUGUGCUACUAACAAACUUUCAAUGUCAAAAACUUUGAAUGUAAACAAAGGCUGCAUGACAAAUAAAAUGUCUUUACAGUUGAA